Annulohypoxylon maeteangense is the source of this 1974-nucleotide messenger RNA. RefSeq names its product Dolichyl-diphosphooligosaccharide-protein glycosyltransferase 48kDa subunit. The record is from RefSeq and is a predicted model, not a curated record. Gene Ontology annotation, cellular component: oligosaccharyltransferase complex; endoplasmic reticulum membrane. Lineage: Eukaryota; Fungi; Ascomycota; Sordariomycetes; Xylariales; Hypoxylaceae. Bases 268 to 1665 code for a protein of 465 amino acids. The transcript has 4 exons.
GCUACGUAUGCCAGACCUCCAAAAGUUCGUAGCGGACUCGUAACCUUAAGUGAGACAGCUGACAGCUGGACUUUUGUACAAUUAUUUUGUACAUUUUACAUUUUACAUUUUACCUUUUACAACCAUUCAUAAUCUCACGACUAUAACUACGACUUACGAUCACGACAACCUCACAGGUCUCAUGCGCGGCGAGAUUCUUGCUGUCGCGACCCUUUUCUUCUUCCCUUGUUCUCUUUAAAUCCAAUUGACCAUUGAGACAUCGCAAAGAUGAAGUCGCUCAUCUCUUUCGUCGUCCUCUUCUGGACGGCUCUUGUACACGCUGUUAGCUCCAGCGGGGACAGGCUGCUAAUCGUCCUCGAAGAUGUCGCCGAGAAAGAGGGUUAUUCUAAGUUCCUAGGCGACUUAGAAGGCCGGGGAUUCCAGAUGAGUUAUGAAACUCCAAAAAGCGAUAGUCUACGAUUAUUCAAUUUAGGCGAGAGGUCCUACGACCACGUUUUAUUCCUCCCAACUAAGUCUAAGGGCCUUGGUCCACACCUAACACCCAAGAUUCUUCUUGACUUCAUCAAUGCAGAUGGCAACAUCCUCCUAGCCCUCUCAGCCUCUCAACCCGCCCCAACAUCACUUGUUUCUCUACUUCUCGAAUUAGACAUUCAUCUACCUCCCGACCGACAGGGACUUGUUGUCGACCACUUUAACUACGACGUUUUGUCCGCACCAGAGAAGCACGAUGUGCUGCUGCUGCCCACCCCUGGUGCUCUACGAUCUGACGUUAGAGAUUUCUUCAGCCCGCCAACUCCGAACGGAGAGGUCAUCGCUUUCCCUAGCGGGACUGGCCAGACCCUUGGAUCGGGUGCCCUCCUCACGCCGAUCCUCCGCGCUCCCUCCACAUCUUACAGCUACAAUCCGAAAGAACAAGCCGAAACAGUUGACGACCUUUUCGCAAGCGGCAGCCAGUUGUCCCUCGUUAGCACCAUGCAAGCCCGAAACUCCGCCCGCUUCACCGUCGUCGGCUCCGCAGAGCUCUUAAGUGAUAAAUGGUUCGACGCCAAGGUGAAGAAGGUCGGCGAGACGAAAGAGGUCGCCACAGUCAAUCGCGAGUUUGCCAAAUUGGUGUCGGGUUGGACGUUCAAGGAGAUUGGAGUCCUGCGAGUGAACUCGGUUACACACCACUUGAACGAGGUUGGUCAGAGCAACGCUAGUAACCCUACGAUCUACCGCGUCAAGAACGAUGUCACCUACUCUAUUUCCUUCUCCGAGUACGCUUGGGAUAAGUACGUUCCCUUCACCGUGCCCGAAUCCGACGAACUGCAGCUUGAGUUCAGCAUGCUGUCUCCUUUCCAACGCCUGAACCUCGUUCCCACAACCGAUGACGCAAAUAACGGAAAAUUGUACUCCGUUUCGUUUAAAUUACCCGAUCAACACGGUAUCUUCAACUUCAAGGUCAACUACAAGAGACCCUUCUUUACCAAUGUCGAGGAGAAGGUAACCGUCUCAGUCCGCCACUUCGCCCACGAUGAAUGGCCCCGCAGCUACGUCAUCAGCGGCGCCUGGCCUUGGCUCGCCGGUAUUAGCGCUACUGUCACAGGCUGGCUCGGCUUCUGUGCCAUCUGGCUGUAUAGUAAACCAGUCACCGAUGCGGAGGAGGAGAGCAAGAAGACGCAGUAAGGGGUUACGUUUACGGUCUGGUUUAAGGGUACGUAUUCAAGGCAGGGGAGGCAUGGGGAGGUUUACCAAACAAAAGGGAUAUGUGACUUGUGACGGUGUCUAAAAUACGUGGUCAUACCUGGAUGGAUAUGGACGCGCAACAUGGACGCGGCGGCAGAUACGGAAUGAAUAAAAUCAACUGAGAUUUAAUCUUUUCUCCUGGGCUAUUUCUGGCAUGGGGUUUUCGAUGCUCUUGCUUGCUUAGAGGUACCUAGAUAUCUAGGUAUUAUGGAGUUGGCGAUGCGAAUCAUAUCUGUGAAUUACAGCUAA